This is a messenger RNA of Lactuca sativa (garden lettuce), 1688 nucleotides long. Its product is annotated as homeobox-leucine zipper protein HAT5. Gene Ontology annotation, biological process: positive regulation of DNA-templated transcription. The record is from RefSeq and is a predicted model, not a curated record. Gene Ontology annotation, cellular component: nucleus. NCBI's taxonomy places the organism in Eukaryota, Viridiplantae, Streptophyta, Magnoliopsida, Asterales, Asteraceae. Gene Ontology annotation, molecular function: sequence-specific DNA binding; DNA-binding transcription factor activity, RNA polymerase II-specific.
AUUCACUGCCCUUCCACACUCCCAUAGUCUCAUCCAACCAAAAGGAAUCCCACCUCAGGCUCAACUGUUCUUCCCCUUCUUCCUCUAUAUUUUCAACUCCUUCCAUUACCACAAUCUCAAUCUUUAUACCAUAGGAAAACGAAUCCUCUUUCAAAAUCUGCUUCCUUUCUCACUAAUUUUUUUUUAUAAUCUUUCUGUUCAUCUUUUUAUAAUCGGUUUCUGGCUUCACGUCGGCGAGUUUUGGCUGUGAUGGGUGUGAGCACCAGGUGUUCCCAUACCUCCCAUAUCACCGAGAUCAUCAUCACCAGCUUUUUCCGCCACAAGAUUUAAACAAAACCCUUCUACAGAAUUCGAUAAUAUCAAGUUUUUUAUUAACCCAAGAUUAAAAGAAAAUCGGACCUGCUAUCUGAUUUUGAAAUCCCACAAAAAUUUAUGGUUGAUUGAGUGGUAAUUCCUAAGUUCUAGUGGGUGUUCUUUUGGUGUUGAAGCCAUGGCCGCUCGAAGCUAUCUCUACGGUGGUGCUUCCGGUGGUGAAGCUGAAAGUGGUGGCUCUGUUCUGCUGACAAACAAAAGGGUUCAUUGUUCUUCUUCUCUUAACCCUGUUGAUUCCUUCUUCGCCUCCCGAUCGUCUCCUUUCCAGGGUUCUCGAUCAAUGGUUAGCUUUGAAGAUAGAGGGAAUGGAUCCGGUGGGCAAUUUUUUCAGUCAUUUGAUCAUGAAGACAAUGGAGAUGAUGAAUACGAUGAAUACUUUCAGCAGCCUGAGAAGAAAAGACGGCUCACGGUUGACCAAGUACGGUUCUUGGAGAAAAGUUUUGAAUUAGAUAACAAACUGGAGCCAGACCGAAAGAUUCAGCUAGCCAAAGAACUCGGUUUGCAGCCCAGGCAGGUUGCCAUCUGGUUUCAAAACCGACGUGCACGUUGGAAGACUAAACAACUAGAGAAAGACUACGAUGAUUUGCAGGAAAGCUACAAUAAACUCAAAGCCAACUAUGAGAAUCUUCUUAAAGAGAAGGAAAAACUAAAAUCCAAGGUCGGUGAAUUAAGUGAUAAGCUGAUGAUUCAAGAGAAAGGAACCUCGGAUGCAUCGAGUACUAAAAGCCCGUGUGAGCCACAACUGUGUGAACUGGUACUUGAGGAAGAUUUAUCGAAGAACCUGAACCUGACGUGCGGGCCCGAAGGAGAUUUAAACGUGGUGUUUGAAAGAGGCGAUUCAUCUUAUGUAUUUGAACAAGAACAAAGUGACGGGUCGUUGGAUGAAGAAAAUGAUAACUUUGGGAAGAUGUUUCUACCAUCAAUGGACGGUUACACAUCGCCAAAGAUCGAGAAUGUGGACCCACAUGCGGUGAACUCUUAUUAUCUUGGGCUUGCCGGAGAUGAUCAAGCAUUUGGUUUUUGGUCUUACUGAAUCAACUCAGUGGGGGCAUAAUUCGGUUGUUAUUGAGGUUCCAGUAACUCUGGAAGGGAAAUAAUCGCCCGAAUCGAGGAGAAUUGGUGUUGGUUUGUUUUUGUCUGUUGUCUUCUAUAUUUUUAAAGUUUGUGUUGUCUGGUUUUACCUUUUAUAAAUAAGUGCCAGAUGUUUUUGCAUUUUCAUUGUAAGUAAAUUGCUUCGUACUAAUAUUAUUUGUAAAAAGAUGUUACUAUAGUCAACUUUUUUGGAAAACGGUAUAUGAAGAAUCUAUAUUUUCUUA